GCGGGGGCGUGUCUUGGGCGCGCGCGUGUUCCUGUGCCUGUACCGCGCGAAGCCCCGGGCCGGACGAAUUGCACCUGCAGCCAUUUGUCAGCGGCCAGGGCGACGCACCGGAGCCCCGCGAGAGCGGCGACCGUCGCCAAACGCCUCGCUCUGCCCGAGGGACGCACCAAUGAGCGGCGACGCCAGCUGCGAAGGCGGGAUGGAGGAGGCUGAAACUAGAAACCAACUGGAAACAUUACAAAGAAAGAAGAAUGCAAUCUUAGUGGAUGGAGUAAUUUUAAAUGGCCCUGUAGCAGAUUCCAAAGCAGGAGAAAAAUUUGUGGAAGAUGCCAGUAAGAUAAUCAUGGAGGAGGUGAUAAAGAAAGCUGCUGAUGUAACAGAAAAGGUGUGUGAAUGGCAACCUCCUGAAAAACUGAAAACAUUACUUGAUCUGGAUUUGAACAACACUGGAGAGACUCAUCAGAGACUCUUACAACUUUGCCAGGAUGUUAUACGAUUCAGCGUCAAAACCAAUCAUCCAAGAUUUUUUAAUCAGUUGUAUGCUGGUAUUGAUUACUACUCUUUAGUGGCCCGUUUCAUUACAGAAGCAUUAAAUCCAAGUGUGUAUACCUAUGAAGUUUCUCCAGUGUUUUUGUUAGUGGAAGAAGUAGUCCUAAAGAAAAUGAUUGAAUUUAUAGGGUGGGAAGAAGGUGAUGGCAUAUUUAAUCCAGGGGGCUCCGUUUCUAAUAUGUAUGCUAUGAACUUGGCUAGAUACAAAUACUGUCCUGACAUAAAGGAAAAGGGGCUUUCAGGCAUGCCAAGACUGGUGCUAUUCACAUCAGAAGAGUGUCAUUACUCCGUGAAGAAGGCAGCAUCUUUUCUGGGAAAGUCUGGCAUAAUAAAAUGUUUACUUCAUCGGCAGGCGAUGAUUCCUGAACAUCUGGAGAAGCAGCAUCAAAGAGCACUGAAAGCAGGAGCUGCACCGUUUUUCGUCAGUGCCACAUCUGGCACCACAGUUUUGGGAGCAUUUGAUCCUCUGGAUGAAAUAGCUGACAUCUGUGAAAGACACGGCCUUUGGCUGCAUGUGGAUGCGUCCUGGGGAGGCUCUACACUGCUGUCCAGGAAGCAUCGCAAGCUUUUGCACGGUGUUCACAGGGCGAAUUCUGUGGCGUGGAAUCCUCAUAAGAUGCUUAUGGCAGGCAUCCAGUGUUGUGCUCUUCUAGUGAAAGACAAUUCCGGCUUGCUUAAGAGAUGCUACUCUGCCAAGGCUUCCUACCUUUUUCAGCAAGACAAGUUCUAUGACGUCAGCUAUGACACAGGUGACAAAUCAAUCCAGUGUAGCCGAAGAGCAGAUGCCUUCAAAUUCUGGAUGACAUGGAAAGCACUGGGAACAACUGGUUUGGAGGAGAGGGUAAAUAGAGCCCUUGCGCUGGCCAGAUAUCUUGUGGAUGAAAUUAAGAAGAGAGAAGGGUUCCAGCUACUUCUGGAGCCGGAAUAUGCAAAUAUUUGCUUUUGGUACAUUCCGCCUCGCUUGAGAAACAUGGAGAAAGGACCUGAAUUCUGGGAGCAGCUCCAUCAGGUUGCACCCAUUAUUAAAGAGCGAAUGAUGAAAAAAGGUAGCAUGAUGCUGGGAUACCAGCCUCAUAGCGGCAAAGUCAACUUCUUUCGUCAGGUCAUUAUCAGCCCCCACGUGAGCCGUGAGGACAUGGAUUUCCUGCUCGACGAGAUAGACUCCCUUGGUCAAGACUUGUAACUGGUAUUCCGCAACACAAGGGACACCUUGUGUGCGUGUAGAGUUUACAGAUCUAAGAAUACACAGAGGAUAAUUGUACUAGACCAUGGAGCCCAUAGAUCAAUGCUUAAAUAAUUGAAAACUACAGUCUGAAACAAUAUUUAGGGAAAGGGACAGCAGGGAAGUAAUGCUUUUGAAAUAAAUAUUGCGUUCAUUGUUGGCAGGUAUUAAGUUCAAAAUUGAUGUUCAGAUGGGCCAAAUUUUAACCAGUGACAAACUGUUUUAAGUUAUUUGAAGUCAAUGGGAUUUCCAUUGCUACAAAAGGCCUGAGGCUGGGUUAAUGUGUAUUUUACAAAGUUAGUGUGGUGUUGGCUAAAAUUUAGAGACUCAAGGUCAAUUGCAAUGCAACAGUUGGUGGAUUGAGUGUUCAGUUGUCUACCAGCUUUCCCAAAAGCACCUGUAAUUUCUUUGGCAAUCAAAAUAUUGCAGUUGGUUCAUGAGCCUUUCCACUGUUCACAUUAAAUCCAUAUUGAAAAUGCAUAAGCAAGGUAUUUCUCAAACAUCUUAGAAAUAUUCAAGCUAAAAUAAUUGACGUGUGUGCAUUGGUGUGUGUAUAUAUAUAAAUAUAUAUUUCUCAUAGAGUUGUAUUUUUUUAAUUCUGUGUGGCUAUUUAAAGAUGAUUGUAAUGAUUCAACCAAUGGUGUGUUUCUAAAUUGAAAUUUACUCAUAAUAUUUAACUAGAAAUGCAGUUAAUAAGGCGACUAACUAUUUUUGUGAUGCUGAAAUACCCAUAAUGGGUUUUCCUGUUUUAUUUAAUUGAUGUUACGGUCAGUUUAGAAAAUAAAUUUGUUGUUCAUGAUCUUCCAUUACUGUAAGUGGGACUUCUGUUGUAUCUGUACAUUGAAUUUGGAAGUUAAAUUUGUGACAUGAACUAAUAUUAGAGCUCUAUAAUGUUAUAUCCUCUAUCCUCAGGCUAUUUAAUAUCCAGUACACAGCGGCCUCAAAAUUGUAGGGGUCCUUUUUUAAUAGCAUAUUGAAGCCUAUACACUUGUUUUUAGCUGAAUAUUGGAAUAAAAAGUGAGCAACCACUAA
Messenger RNA from Sphaerodactylus townsendi, 2803 nucleotides. RefSeq names its product glutamate decarboxylase like 1 (gene GADL1). Gene Ontology annotation, molecular function: carboxy-lyase activity; pyridoxal phosphate binding. The record is from RefSeq and is a predicted model, not a curated record. Lineage: Eukaryota; Metazoa; Chordata; Lepidosauria; Squamata; Sphaerodactylidae. Bases 170 to 1732 code for a protein of 520 amino acids. Gene Ontology annotation, biological process: carboxylic acid metabolic process. Gene Ontology annotation, cellular component: cytoplasm. The transcript has 17 exons.